CAGACCAACGACGCAGAAGAAGAUCGAUAGUUCGAGACUCACACGACGAUGACAAGCAAACCAUCCAUGGGAUUGGGGAUGAAGCGCGCGAGGGAGGAGCAGCCCGUCUCGCUGGCGCUGUCCCUUACCACGGACUCCACGCCCUCGUGCACGACGUCGGCCGACUCGGCCGGCGCGGCGCCCAUGGCGGCAAGGAAGAGGGCGCGCCGUGGGCGGGUGGUGGCGACCUCUGGGGAGGGGGAAUUCGUGUGCAAGACCUGCGGCCGCGCCUUCGCGACCUUCCAGGCGCUCGGCGGGCACCGGACCAGCCACCUCCGCGGCCGCCACGGGCUGGAGCUCGGCGUCGGCGUCGCAAAAGCCAUCAAGAACAAGAAGCCGAGCGAGGACAAGCAGUCGCACGAGUGCAACAUCUGCGGGCUCGGCUUCGAGACGGGCCCGGCGCUGGGCGGCCACAUGAGGCGGCACCGUGAGGAGAUGGCGCUCAGCAUCGGCGCCGGCGGUGCCGACCACCAGUGGCUCAUCGCGCGGCCGGACCAGAAAGAGGUGGUGGGGCACGGCGCGCACCGCCCGCCAGUAUUGCUCGAGCUGUUCGUAUAGCUAGCACUAGCUGGAUCUGCUGACUCUUACUUAGUGCAGGACCUGUAAAUUUCUUUGAAGUCGGAUAUACGUUUAUUCUGUUCUCAAGAAAGAAAGAAAGAUGUACGUUUAUUCUUCAAUCUACUACCUGGUUAGCGUUUU
Molecule: messenger RNA, 738 nt
Organism: Lolium rigidum
Lineage: Eukaryota; Viridiplantae; Streptophyta; Magnoliopsida; Poales; Poaceae
Product: zinc finger protein ZAT5-like
Exons: 1
Coding region: 49-597 (182 amino acids)
Source: RefSeq, a predicted model, not a curated record